Molecule: messenger RNA, 839 nt
Organism: Merops nubicus (carmine bee-eater)
Lineage: Eukaryota; Metazoa; Chordata; Aves; Coraciiformes; Meropidae
Gene: TERF1
Product: telomeric repeat binding factor (NIMA-interacting) 1
Exons: 8
Molecular function (GO): protein homodimerization activity; telomeric repeat DNA binding
Source: RefSeq, a predicted model, not a curated record
CUCUUAUUAAUGGCCUCUCCACAAUACCUGCACACCAGAAAAAAAGGGUGUAUCUCUGCCAGCUUCUGAUAAGAAUUGAGAAAGGAAAAAACCUUGAAUGCCAUUUUGAAAACGAUCAAAGAAUUUCACCUUUGGAAUCUGCUCUGUCUUCCUGGACUUUACUUGAAAGGGAAGAAAGUAAACUGGAAAAACUUCACGAAGAGAUUCGUCGCCUUAUUCAAAUCCAGGUGGUAGCAGUCCAUAUGGAACAGGGCUAUUUCAGGGAGGCUGCUGAGGCCCUCGAGAGGCUCUUCACAGGCUCGGACUCAGAGAAGCCUUUAAGGGUGAAGCUGGCAACUAUAGUUAAAGGCAAGGAUCCAUAUGUUCCUCUUCUCCAAAGCUUCAGUUACAAUCUUUUGGUAAAUAAAGUCAAGGCUUACAUUGAACUUUUCAUGAAAGAAAAUCAAACCAACUUCUUAACACAGGCAGCCACAGAAAAGGUAGAAUCUGAAGGACUGGGAGCAACAGCAUUGCAAAACACAGCUGUGAAUGUCAAUGACUGUGACAAAAGGAAUUUGGAAACAAAGCAAAGGCCUCAUUCAGGAUGGAAAACCAGAGUGGGCAGUGCUCUUCAGAGUCUGGACAGCUUGCAAAAUGUGGAAAAGAAUGGAGAGGCUUUGGUGUGUGGCCGAAGACGACAGCGAUGGACCUACAAAGAAGACUUGGAGCUGAGAUCAGGAGUAAGGGAGUUUGGAGUGGGUAACUGGGCUAAGAUUCUGGUCCACGGUGACUUCAACAACCGAACCGGUGUCAUGCUGAAAGACCGGUGGAGAACACUGUGCAGGAUUGAACAGGGCUGA